Molecule: messenger RNA, 1599 nt
Organism: Hirsutella rhossiliensis
Lineage: Eukaryota; Fungi; Ascomycota; Sordariomycetes; Hypocreales; Ophiocordycipitaceae
Product: alpha-kinase family domain-containing protein
Exons: 1
Coding region: 1-1599 (532 amino acids)
Biological process (GO): protein phosphorylation
Molecular function (GO): protein serine/threonine kinase activity; ATP binding
Source: RefSeq, a predicted model, not a curated record
AUGAGCUCCCACCGGUGUGUAAAGUGCAGAACGGUGUGGCAAGAGCAAUACAUCAUGCCAGAGUCGCUUUCCGCCUCUCAGCCAGAAUGCUUGAACUGCGCCCAUUUCGCGGGCGCAUCGCAUCCCUCCUCCUUUUACAGCAGGUCGGGUUCCCAGAGGGGCUCCGUCUCCGUGACGCGAGACGGGCAACCCGCCAGGGUGGUAGACCACUUUUCAAACAUGGGAUUCACUCAAACUUCCAACAGGGGCUCGGCAGCCAGCAACAGCAGAGCCUCCGUCCUGAAUUCGAACAGUGGUGCCAUGGCAUCCAGCUCCAGCAGGACUCCCGGCUUGCAGGGCUUCAGGGGUACCGCCGUCUCCCAGUCCAGCAGGAUGACCGCUAUACCCGAGGACAGUGUGCUCGUCCCCAGCUUCAGCAAGCUUUCCAUCGCCGAGUCCAAGAGGGGCUCCGAGUCCAAGAGGGGCUCCGAGUCUAAGAGGGGCUCCGAAUCCCACUCCAAGGAGUCCAAGCGAAGCUCUACCAAACGGUCAAGCUCCGACUCCAAGCGAAGCUCUGACAAAACCAAACUUACGCUCGAUAUCGAGAGUGGCCGUGUUAGGGAGCACCUGGGGGCAGGCUACAGCUCCAAGCGAAGCUCUAGCAAAGAGCCAGGUUCCAACUCCAAGCGAAGCUCGAGCAAAGAUCCAGGCUCCAGCUCCAAGCGAAGCUCUAGCAGAGCGCCAGCCACGCGCACCGACGAUUCGGCCGCGACCAUGAGGCAGUCCAGGAUGGCCCCAACGGGUGCCCCACUGACGCAGCUGUCGCAGGCUCCAGUCCCCACUGUACCUCAGCAGACCAUCAUACGCCCACAAGGCUCUGGCAGGUACAACGUCUCAAGCUCGGGUAAGUUCGAACAGCAAGACCUCGACUACCCCUUUGAGCAAGGAACAUUCCGUUGGGUCGCCAAGGGGUGCUAUGACGAAGGACCUCGCUUGGGGAAAACCUGCAUUGCAAAAUGGUUCAAGUCUGGCCAUGUCUUCUCCGAUACUUUCUUCGAGAUGGACAUUCACGCUGUUGACAAGGCCAUGUACUUCAUCCAAAAAUUCAAUGAGCAGCGAGUUGUCGACAAGUGUAUCAAGAUCAACGUACCCUUUGUCGGUACAUUCACGGGCGGAGAGUCGGAACCCGAAUGGGCAGGCCGGAAAUGCCUGAUGGAGCCUUUCAUUGACGGCUACCAAAAGUUUAACAGUAACUCCGGAUGGACUGACGAAUCUGAUAUAUGGGGAGCAGUCAUGCAGGCCCUUAGCCACUUCAGCUAUCACGAGUCGGGCGGCAAGUACCUCUUGUGCGACCUCCAAGGUGGCAUUUACCAGGAAUCGAUUGUGCUCUCUGACCCCGUCAUUAUGUCUAAGACCCGAGAAUUUGGCAUCACGGAUCUUGGUGAAGAUGGGAUCAACACGUUCUUCAGCCAGCACAAGUGUAACAAGUUUUGCCGCAAAAGCUGGAAACGACCGGAGGCUGCCCAGAAAACCAUGAGUACCGUCCAGAGCACUACCAUGCUGCCACUCAAAAUGCCUAAGAGGUGGUCUCGGCCCGCAGAGACAAUGCCUGCUCGCUAG